AUGUUUGCUUCUUCCUUCUCUUUCUUUUUUUCAUCCUUUCUUCUCCCUCUCUUUUUCUUUUUUCAUUUUUGCUUCUCCUUUUCUUUUUUCUUUUUUAUCUUCCUUCCUUUUCUUUCUUCUUUUCAAUUUUUUUUUUUUCCUUCUUUUUCUUCUUUUUCAAUUUUACUUUCUUUCUUUUCUUCUUUUUUUUUCUUUCUUUUAAAUUUAACUUUUUUUCUUUUUUUUUCUUUUCUUUCUUCUUUUCUUUUUUUCUUUUUUUCUUUUUUUCUUUUAUAUUCUUUUUUUUCUUUUCUUUCUUUUUUUCAAUUGCUUCUCUUUUCUUUCUUUUUUCAUCCUUUUGCUUUUUUCUCUUUCUUCUUUUUCAUCCUUUUCUUUUUCUCUUUCUUCUUUCAUUCAUUGCUUCUUUCUUCUUUUUCUUUUCAUCCUUUGCUUCUCCUUUUCUUUCUUCUUUUUUCAUCCUUUGCUUUUCCUUCUCUUUCUUCUUUUUAUCCUUUGCUUCUCCCUUCUUUUUUCUUUUUUUUUUCUUUCUUCUUUUCAUCCUUUCUCUUUCUUUUCUUUUUUUUUUUUGCUUCUUUUUCUUUUCUUCUUUUUUCAUUUUUGCUUUUCCUUCUUUCUUUUUUUUCAUCCUUUUUAAAAGUUUUCUUUUCUUCUUUCAUUCUUUCAUUUUUUUUCUCUUUCUUUUUUUUCAUUUUUUUCUUCCCUCUCUUUCUUCUUUUCAAAUUUUUGCUUCUCCUUCUCUUUCUUCUUUUUAUCUUUUUUCCUUCUCUUUCUAUUUUUUCAUUUUCUUUUUUUCUUUUCUUUUUUUCAUUGCUUCUCCUUCUUUUUCUUCUUUUUCAUCGAGACAAUUCAAUCUUUUUCUCCUUCUCUUUCUUCUUUUUUCAUCCUUUGCUUCUCCCUUCUCUUUCUUCUUUUUCAUUUAAACUUCUCCUUCUCUUUCUUCUUUUCAUCAUUUUCUUCCCCCUCUUUUCUUCUUUUUCAUUCUUUGCUUCUCCUCUCUUUCUUGAAAAUCCUUUGCUUCAUUCUAAUUUCUUUUUUUUCAUCCUCUGCUUUAUAAAUUCUCUUUCUUCUUUUUCAUUUUUGCUUCUCUCUUUCUUCUUUUCUUCUUUUUAA
This is a messenger RNA of Acanthosepion pharaonis, 1110 nucleotides long. The record is from the annotation of a GenBank genome assembly. NCBI's taxonomy places the organism in Eukaryota, Metazoa, Mollusca, Cephalopoda, Sepiida, Sepiidae.